GGGACCGUCCCGUGACCCUUAAAAAACAACGCCCGCCGUUCCGUAUCGCUCCCGCGUCCGCGUUCUUUUGACCGCUCCCUCCUCUGCUCUGCUUCUUUCGGAUCCAGUGCUCACUGUCUGCUUCUAUAUGUUGACUUCCAAGUCUUCCCCAGCUUUGCCCAAAGUCCCAUUUCACCAGACACAUCCUCUCUUCACACUGACACCGGCACGUUCACCGGAAACCACCGCCGGUCUCUUCAUCGCCUCUGCCCGAGUCUAUCUUCAGUGGGUCUUCUUGAAUCAGCAAUUCCGGGUUUUGUCGGGCAGCGAGCUCCGCAAUAAAGGUCAGGAACUCAUCAUGGUACGGAAGAAAGAUCCAUUUUGGCAUUAUGUAGAACCUGCUGCGGAAGGUCGAUUCAAAUGCAAAUAUUGUGGACGAGAUUUCGCAGGGGGUAUUCCAAGAGUUAAGUCCCAUUUAUCUGGUAUUAAAGGCCGUGACAUUGAUAUAUGCCUUAAGGUCCCUGAAGAUGUUCAGGUUGCUGCCCGUGAAGCAAUUAAUGGGGUCAAAAGGAAACAAAAGGCUGAAGCCUCUUCAGAUGAUGCUCAGAUCUCUGCUCUAGAUGCAACUAAUGGCACAAAUAAGAGACCCAAAGUUGAAGCAUGCUCAGCUAUAAUCUACCAAGCUGUUCGAAGCUAAAGACCAAGCUUAUUCCUAAUUUGGGGAUGGAAGUUGCUGCAUCUGUGAAAAAUGUGAAAAGUUCAUGGGAACGGACUGGCUGUACGCUAAUAAGUGACAUUUGGUGCGAUG
Messenger RNA from Punica granatum (pomegranate), 787 nucleotides. NCBI's taxonomy places the organism in Eukaryota, Viridiplantae, Streptophyta, Magnoliopsida, Myrtales, Lythraceae. The record is from RefSeq and is a predicted model, not a curated record.